Molecule: messenger RNA, 5786 nt
Organism: Phacochoerus africanus (Common warthog)
Lineage: Eukaryota; Metazoa; Chordata; Mammalia; Artiodactyla; Suidae
Gene: JCAD
Product: junctional cadherin 5 associated
Exons: 4
Coding region: 126-4094 (1322 amino acids)
Biological process (GO): positive regulation of blood vessel endothelial cell proliferation involved in sprouting angiogenesis
Cellular component (GO): ruffle membrane; adherens junction
Source: RefSeq, a predicted model, not a curated record
GGUCGCGCUGGUCCCCGGCCGGCCGGAGCGGCGGCGGCGGGGGCGCGGGGCAGCAUGAGGGAGCCGUUCGCCUGGGACCUUCCACCACAACAGUCGCAGCGGCACGUGGAGGCGGCCCAUGCACCAUGUACAGCGUAGAGGACCUCCUCGUCUCUCACGGGUACAAGCUAUCGAGAAGCUUCCCAGCACCACAAGAGGAGGACGGCGAGGGGCGCCAGCAGACGAGGACCAGGGUGCGAGCAGGCCCCGCCCUGCCCAAUGGCUGUGAGGAUAGCCCUGCCAGCCUCCCCCGGGGCCCGGCCUCCCCGGGGCCAGGGCGACUGAGCGACUCCGAAAGCCACCGCCGCAGGCUGAGGGUCCACGGGGAGCCUCCGAGCACUGCCGCUGCCAGGAUUGCCGAGCCCGGGUUUUAUCACCAGCCUGUGCUCGCGUGGUCCUCUCAGCCCCUGACUGGCCGCAGCCACGCCUAUUGGAGGAGAAGAGAGCAGGAGGCGGGCCCGAGGGCCGCAGAGGACCUGCCCCUGCACGCGAGGGAGGGUCCAUGGGAAGUUGGAGGAAGGACAGAGCACGUGAUGAAGAAGGCCACUUGGGAAGAAGAGCUGGGAUCGGCGGGUCCUGCCAAGUGGCAGCACCCAAGCCUGGGAAGCUGGAACCAGCCGCGGAAAUUGGAGAGGCAGAUGUCCGAUGGUGUCAGGGAGCAGUUGUUUCAGGACCUGUACCCAUUCAUGCUCGGAGAACACGUCUUGACGUCCCAGAGCAAAGGGAAAUCCCGGUCGUUGCCUCGAGUUCUUUCCCCCGAGAGCCUGAGUUGCAUGGAAAUUCCCAUUCCGUUAAGCGAUGGACAUUUAGCAGGUGUUCCUAAAGUGCUGCGUCAUCCUCCAAAAAGCGCUCAUGACUUGGAGGCCACCAGGAACCCCGAGAAGGGCCCCUUCCCCCGGCCCAAGUUUGGGAGACCCCUCAAGCCUACAGCCUAUGACUCCCACCAACACUCCAGGCCGGGAGAACAAAACAGCAGCUAUGUGGACGGCCAGCAGCCAGACCCCUGUGUUUCUUACUUGACCAGAGCGAGUGACACCAGGCAAGAACUCUGCGGGCCCGACCCUGGCCUGGAGCCCCCGGUAUAUGUGCCUCCGCCCUCGUACAGGUCACCCCUGCAGCACAUGUCAAGCCCUUGCGUGGAGGAUGCAUCGCCUGGGCUCGAGGGUGGGGGGCGCCGUGUGCAGCAGCAUCGCAUGGAGAAGGCCACUGCCAGCCAUCAGCUCCCCACUGGCUCCCCAGUGGCCGGGAGUGAGUGUAGUGCUAGCCCCCGCUCGCCACAAGGACUCCCCCAGCAGCUCCACCCCAGCAUUGCUUAUGACGGCUCCAUUGUCUACAUUCCUUUUGACGACCCACGGAUACGACAUCUUAAACUGGCCCGACCCCAGGGGUUCUGGGAAGAGAUGAAGCUGGACAGUCAGCCUUGCAGGUCUGGUCCUGUCCCUGCCCCAGAGCCAGAGCAUGGAAGUGGGCAACGUGGGGGUGCCAUCAGGAGCCCUCAGGGCCUGCUGGGCCCAUCAGGGAAGGAGAGGGGCCCUGCCCCUGCAGACCCCAGCCCCCCAUGGCUGUGGGGCCAGCUCCCUAGGGAUGGAGAAAAUGGUGGCCUUCCCGACCCAAGGGACCACUGUAUUGUCACACACAGACAGUGGCCUGACACAAGGGGACACGCAGAAAGCCGUGCAGCCUCCACAAGCCCCCAAAGCGAGAGUGCCUGUGAAACUCACACCCAGCUCAGAAAAUUCGAAACUGGGGUGCAGACCAAGAAAAGUUCAAAGAAAAAACUGAGUGAGACGAUAUUUUGUUUGGUCUCCAUCCCAGUUAAAUCAGAAUCACAGCUGCCAGACACAGAUACAAACAACAAUGACUUAAAACAGGGCACAGAUAAAAAGAAUGGGCCGGAUAAGAACGCGGCUUUGCAAGCGCACAGCCUGCUGAGCUUGCCUUCCACCGACCUAGAGCUGCAGACGCUCCCAGGAAGCCAGGCCGGGAGAAUGGGGCUCCUGAAACCAGACCCGGGAGGACCAGGAGGAGACAAGCACACAAAUGGCCUCAGGUUCACUCACCCUGCAAAACACAGCGAGCUCCCCCCAUGUCCUGGCUGGUGGCCCGGGCAGCAGUACAGAGACCAGCAGACACAAACCAGCUUCACUGAAGAACCCCAGAGCCCACAGCCCCUCCCCGAGGGGAAUGUAGCAGGGUCCCCCCACGCCCCGCUGACUCCAGGAUGCUUGGACCCUGCCCCCCGAGAAGUUCAGAUGCACAUGGCCUUGGCGUCCAGUGACCAGAACCAGAGGCCUGGGGCUCAUCCCAUGAAAGGUCAGGAGUCCCUCAGCCCAUCAAGCAGCAGUGCUUUCUCAAGGUCUUCCUCAGCCAUAAACCCGGCCCCCGUGCCAAGGGCCGGCCUGGGCCAGCUGUGCAUGGACAGCCCUGUGCGCGGAGCCAGCCCCGUGCCCAGGGGCGAGGUGGUCAAGGGGGAGACCACGGGCCCCUGCAACAGCAAACAGCUGUUUGGGCAGUUCCUCCUGAAGCCUGUGAGCCGCCGACCCUGGGACUUGAUCAGCCAGUUGGAAAGUUUUAACAAGGAGCUUCAAGAGGAGGAAGAGAGCAGUCCUGGAAGUGAUGGCAGCAGUGAGGGCAGCGACAGUGAGCUGCCCGGGGAGGCCCCAGCUGGCCCCACACCCAAGCGUCCGGGCUUCCUGGAGGACAGAGUGGAGGAGGCGCCAAGGAGGCCAGUGCCCGAGGCCCCUGGAUUCAGGUCAGGGAGAGUCAAAAGUAAGUCUGAGAGCUGGAGUGAGGAGCUGAAGCCUCUCUCUCCCUGCCCCGUGUGGGCAGAAGACCAUGCAGGUGCUGCCUGGCUGUCCCCACGUGGAAGUGUGAUUUCCGAGCAGGGGGCCUUGGGGGUCCAGGAUGGAGUGACCGAGCCAGCAGUCAACCUGAGGCCUGGGAAACCACUGAUGUCUUCUGGGCUAAGUGAGGCACGACCAGUGCCCCGACAUGACCCAGCUGCACCCAGGGAGCCCCCACAGAGUCAGGAGCUCCCAGAUGGCCCAAGUGCUGUGCAGUCAAGUGGAGCCAGCCCUCCAGAGGCCAGCUCUGGGGAGCAGGGGAGUACCGGGGUACCCCCCUUUCUUGCCAGCAAGCCCCGAGGCCUGUCGGCGCCAGACUUGCGGUCCGUGGGGCUGACGCUGGCGCAGGAGCAGCGCGCCAGUGAACCAGCGGGGCCUCCCACUGGAGCCACUGCAGUAGAAAUCCCCCUAGGCGAGUCCCUCCAAGCCAGGGCUGCCAGGAUCCUGGGCAUCGAGGUGGCUGUGGAGUCCCUGCUGCCGGGCACCAGGAGGACAGGGCUGAGCCAGCACCCAGAGCCUGGUGGGGGCGCCUGCCGGCCCGAGUCCCCUGGGCAAGAGUCAGGGUCCGGCCCAGCACAGCCAGAUGACCUCACCUCACCCGCUGACGCUUUCUAUGGCAGGAGGAAGUGCGGCUGGACCAAAAGCCCUCUGUUUGUAGGCGAAAGGGACAGUGCCUGGCAGGCUCCCCAGGCCUCCGAGCCCUCGGGCAUGAGUGGCCCCAGCAAAGCCCCUGAGCCUCAGCCCAGCCCCCUGGAGUCACAGCCCUUCCAUCACAGGGACGUGGAGACAAAGCCGCCAUUCAGGUCCACCUUGUUCCAUUUCAUAGAAAGGACCCCCAGUGUAGCAGCCUCAGAAAAGAGGCUCCGAAGCACCUCCAAAGUGAUUGAAAGUUUACAGGAGAAACUGGCUUCCCCGCCCAGGAGGGCAGACCCCGACCGCCUGCUGAGGAUGAAGGAGGUGAGCUCCGUGUCCAGGCUGAGGCUCCUGACCUCUCGGGGCGUGGACUCUGCAGAGGAGGCCGAGGAGCCGAAGGCUGAGAGGGGCCCUGGGGCGCGGCUGGGCUGCUUGGCAGGCACAGGCUACAAGCUCUCUGACCCUAAGGGCGCCCUCUCUCUGGAAGAGGGCCAUCUGGCAGCAGGAAGGGAGGAGAACGGCGGCCAGGACUUCUGGUGUCCAGAUUCGUAUGACCCUAGCAGAGUGGAGAGGGUGUGAUAAGCUGCCGGUGAAGUGGGGAGGCUGCUGUGGUCUGCCGAUGGAGUUACCGCUGAGCUGGCCCCUGGGCCCCACUUGCCCAGGAAGAGGCUGGGAAUGGGGCUGUGACAUCCUUUCUCACUGCCACCAGGAAACUCAUCAGCCCUCGCAGACUCCCUCUCUGGAAAUAAAAGCCGUAGUUCAUUGACCCCCCCCUCUGUUUUUCUAGCACAAAGAGUUAAUACCUGUAUAUAGAUAGACAAGAGUCACAGAGCUUCUCUUUACUCAUGGUUUGGGCCCAGCUGGUAAACGUUGAUCUGGCUGUGAUGAUAUAGUAAGUGAUGCUGAAAGGACCGUGAAUGUCAGAAAUUACCCUCCGGGUCCCCGUGGCCUGUGGCCCCCAGUCGUGUUCAGGAGUUUGGGGUGUAGGCCAUGGCUCAGUGUUUUAGCACCUUGAGUCUCGGGGGAAAUGUGAAUGCUUAUAUCUGAUCCAUUUCUAAUCCGUUUGGCCUUCUGCUGCUUGAAGUCACUUUACUUAGGUGUAACUCGCCAUCUGAGAAUAAAAGCAGCUGCUUUUGAGUUCCUGAAAGAUGAAACACUUGUACUAUAAUGUACUAAGAGUAUUAUUUAUCUGGCAGUGAAAUACUAUGAGCAUUUGCAAAUAUGCCAUUGUCUGCUUUGCACUCAGUAUUAUCUAUUUUUAUUUCCUAUAUGGAUGUCUAGAAAUUCUUUAUAUGAAAAAUAAUUGCUGGUUUAAAAUAGACCAUUUUAACAAAGUAACUAUAUUUCUUUUUACAAAAAUGCUAUUUUUCUAUGAUGUAAACAAUUGUUGGGUGGCAGAUUUUUAAGGAAGUUUAUAGUAUUUAAGAGUCUGUAUCCCUUUGUGUAAGAGGAACCCAGAGAGGGUUCACAUCUGCUUUAAAGCACACACCCCUUCCCUGUUCAUGACUCAGCUACUUUUAUUUUAUCUUAGAAAGAGAUGUCAGUAUAGUCAUUUUUCAGGGUUAAUAAAAUUAACUUCUUUUCACCAAGAUUUUCUUUUUACAAAUGUAGCUGUAAGGUUAUAUUGGAAAAUAACCCUCUCAAAACCAGCCAACAUCCUUACGACAAAUUUUUGCUGCCAUAUCCACUAGAAUAACCAAAAAACCCAUAAUUUCCUCUUUGUACGUCCAUGGGGGUCUGCCCUGAGACCAUACCCUUCUCCCUGUCCCUUUUAAAGAGAUACGUAUUUUUAUCUAGAAUGAUCCUUAAUUAGUGUCUGUAUAUUUUUAAAAAGCACUAGAGACAUUGUAUUAUGCCAUUACAAGAAGUAUUAUGAGGCCUGUGUAUUCUACUGUUUACUAUUGCAUUAACCUGCACAAAGUUUAUGCAUUUUCUUAUGCAUUUAUCCCUUCUUUCUAAGUAAGUCGUUCUUAUGAGCUAACAUUUCCUAAAUGUUUUCUUGUUUUCUUCCUCCCUCAAUCCCCCCUUCUUUUCCUCUCCCUUUUUUCCCCUUUUCUCUCUCUCUCUCUCUCUCUCUCUCUCUCUCUCUCUCAGAAGCCACCUAAUCUAUUUUUUAGCAUUUCAGAUGCCUAAAAUGUGAACUGUUGGGUGGUCUGCAGUUUGGCCCUAAGACGACUCUGGGCUUUCAUGGCCUGUUUUUAUCUGUACCAUAUGAUCUUAUUUCAUCAGAACUUCAUGUAUUUGGAUGGUAAUAAACACCACGGAAUCUAA